Sclerotinia borealis F-4128 is the source of this 936-nucleotide messenger RNA. The record is from the annotation of a GenBank genome assembly. NCBI's taxonomy places the organism in Eukaryota, Fungi, Ascomycota, Leotiomycetes, Helotiales, Sclerotiniaceae.
AUGCUCAAACACCUCACCACCCUCUCCAUCAUCAUUGCCCCUCUCUUCGCAUCUCCAACUCCUCUCCCACUAACCACAACAAUACUAUCCAGCGACUACACCUCCCAAGGACAUCUCCAGGUCCUCAACGCCUCGACUCCCUAUUUUCCGGGCGCCGGCCCCAUCACGGGCUGUAUUACCUCAAGCUUUACAUGGACACUUGAUACCUCUGCCUGCGGUCUCUUCAAUGGUAAUCGUACUGUGUAUAACCAAAGUAUCGGCAUGUGGAUGUAUGCAUUUGGUACUGAAGAGGGUGCGUGUGGAUUGGUUGAGGGAGGUAGAGUUACUUGUUCGAGUGGUGGGAUUAAGAGUCAGGGGAAGUGGAGCACGCCAAAUUCGACAAUAGCAGGUAUACCGUUAUAUAUGAUGGGAUGGGCAAAUUGGCCUAUUCAGAACUGGCCGAGUCAAGGGGUUGAUGUCGAUGUUUGGAAUACUUUGGUUAGUAAUCCUGUGCCAGGAGUAGUGUUGGAGGGAUUUGGAAAAUCGUUCACUGAGCUAGAGAAGGUUAUCAAGCUUUGGCAGGAAUUGUUAAAGCCAGAUGGAUACAGGUUGUUGGAUUGGGAUACAAGGCAAAAUUUGUCGAAAGAUUUGAGACUUGGGCAGGCCCAUGGGGUUCGUCUACUCAAAUGCAUCGAUAACUUUGAUUUGUCCCGUCAUGAAGAUGCAGACGAGGCAAUUUAUGCGGAACUUGCACGCCAAAUCAAAAAAUCCGCCAAGGACGUCGGUAUAGUUGAUACUAGGACGGAAAGACUGUUCUUCGAUUAUGCUAUUGAAGUCGAGAACAUGAAUACAAAGACGAGCACAAGUUUGCGAAAGAACACGGUAGUAAUGGAUGAGUAUGCGGAGUGGAAAUUGAUGUGGCCUAAAGCUAUUGGUGAGCAGGGUGUGAUGGUUUGA